UCUUGUUACAGGAAGAGGAAGUGCCAGAGAAAAUUGGAAAACACCAUGACAAACAGGCUAAAACCGCAAGCUAUGUCGAUGUAGUUACUGGUAAAGAUUUGGAUAUUCAUUGCGUAUGUUUGACGUGUGCUGUCAAAUCUACCGUUAGGGAGCUCGCUACUACAUUAUAAUUUUUAUUCAAUACGCCUAUCGUUCGUAGAACAAGAUCACUAGUUUAAGAGGUGAAAUCGAAAGGACUAUGCCGUAGGUAGGAAUCAUUUCUCCUCGGCUGACUUCAUUCACCCCCUUGCUAGUCGAUAGAGGAAGGACAAACUGGAAAGUAAAGUCUCGGAACGAUCAUUGAAACAACACAUUCAGACCGAUUGCGUUGUUAUCAAGUUGACGUUUAACAACAAUGGCGGAUAGUGUCGGGGAGAAAUCAAACGGUGCCAUUGGUCCAGCCGUAGGGACAAGUCAGGGCAAUGGAGCUCAGUUGUUACCGAGUUUGGGUAAUUCCCUGCCGGGGCACUCGACGAGUAGUGCUAACCCGGCCUCGCCGCCUCCCGCAGCGGCCGCCGAGACUGGCCUAGCCGUUAUAGCUCCCGGUAUACCAGAUUCCAUUAGCCCUGUGGACAGCGCGUAUGGUAGCAGCGUGGAUGUUCUGACUACAGCGAUGAACUCUGCUGUGUCUGCUCCCUUUUCCGUGGCUCCCACUCUCCCUCCGAGCAUCGGGCUGGGGGUCACUGGUGCCCCAAAUCUGGCCGGAGCAGGCCUGUUGUCGCAAAUUCACGCCACAUCUUGGGACCCUACACUCAGCACAGACUGGGACAACGAGAAAGCAUCACAACAGUGCAUUCUCAGGAUAAAAAGAGACAUAAUGUCGAUCUACAAGGAGCCACCUCCAGGGAUGUUUGUGGUGCCCGAUCCCCAUGACAUGACAAAGAUUCAUGCACUCAUCACGGGGCCGUUCGACACACCCUAUGAAGGAGGCUUCUUCCUCUUCCUGUUCCGUUGCCCCCCCGACUACCCCAUCCACCCUCCACGGGUCAAGCUCAUCACCACAGGCCACAACACAGUGCGCUUCAACCCCAACUUCUAUCGCAAUGGCAAAGUCUGCCUCAGCAUCCUCGGCACCUGGACUGGUCCUGCUUGGAGCCCUGCACAGAGCAUCUCUUCUGUGCUCAUCUCCAUCCAGUCUCUGAUGACCGAGAACCCCUACCACAACGAACCCGGCUUUGAACAGGAGCGGCACCCGGGCGACAGUAAGAACUACAAUGAGUGCAUCCGCCACGAGACCAUGCGGGUGGCCGUCUGCGACAUGCUCGAGGGCAAGGUGCCCUGCCCAGAGGCUCUGUGGAGUGUGAUGGAGAAGUCUUUCCUGGAGUAUUACGAUUUCUACGAGGGGGUCUGCAAAGACCGCUUACACCAGCAAGGACAGAACAUGCAGGACCCUUUCGGAGAGAAGCGGGGGCGCUUUGACUACCAGGGCCUGCUGGCCCGCUUGAGCGUCACCCACAGGCGGCUGCGGGAGAAGUGCCUGUCGGAGGAGAACAACGCCGACUCUGACUCGGACACCAGCUCCUCCGGCACGGACCCGGACAGCCAGGGCAGCUCCCAGCCGUAAGCGAGCCAAACGGCGGGUCGCAGCCGGUGUGGAGGGGCACGCAGUGGCUAUGAUCUUCAACGCCGCCUUUUUGACUCUUAUUUUCUUGUCUGGACGUCUCCGUGCAGGCAAAUGGCGGAAACGAUGGUUCUGUGGUUUCGGGCUUUUCGGGUUUUUGUUUGUUGAGGCGCUGAGCUGCAAAAAGACUUGUACAGACAAGUCUCCAAAUUUGGCUCCUGUCCUCGCCAUGGCCAGUGACCGCCUUUUUCUUUUCAUUCUUGUAUUGGCAUCUUGGAGAGCCAGCAACCAAUCAGGGGAUGGAUUAGACAGGGGGUGGAUGUGCAAGUGUGUGGUCUGUAACUAUGGCAACUCAGCUUUGUCGUGUUAAAGAUGAUGGUAACAUCCAAACAUCCCCUCUCCCUCCUCAAAUACAAACACACUCAAAACAUGAACACACAUUUAUGCAUUCUCGCAUUCAAAUAUGCAUUCACACGCACACAUUCAUAUAUAUACAGUGGCAUACACAUAAAUGGAUACACACAUAUUACGCAUACACACAUCUAUUUGGACUCAUUAGCUCUCUAGCCCUACUUGUUUCUUAAGUGUGUGUGUAUGUGUGUGCAUAAACACUCAUAUCUCUUCUGAAAUGAGCCACACCACUUUGAGAAGAAUAAAAUUAUGAACCAAAUCAUAAUUGCAUCAGAAAAUUCAUACUGAAUUGCAGUCCAUGGAUCUAAGAGAAAUCAAAGCAUAAUUGACAUAAGUGUGAAACUUGUACAUAAUCUAUAUAUAUUGAGCAUAGGUUGAAAAUGAUCGUUUCGAUGUCGGACUGAUGCAUCUAAUGCAAACAGAUGACGGCUGGUGCAUCUAAUGCCAACGCAGGACAACCAGCGUGCCCACCUCACUGGCGCCAGACCUCCUUUCCAGCAUGGCUUGUGGGUCUCAGUCUUGUAGUACUUAACCAGGGUUGGUCCCUCUCUGUGAUUUCCACACACUACAAAGAUGCUUUGGGUCGCUGCAGCACAGAACAGCAGAUGGAUUCUGGGUUGUGAGAGCUUAAGGGUGGCUGAGAGGCUUCCCCUCAGAGGAGAACCUUUAAAAGAAAAAUAAAUGCCAGGCAUGUGCUUGGGAGACAGAUUUUUUGCUUUUGUCCCGAGAACGCACACAAACCUCUCAGGCCUUUUCAUUUUUCUGUCUGAUGCCAAGGAUUCAAAUCUAAGUGGCACCCGCAGACAAACAAGAAAAAGAAAGGAAACACAAAAACAAAACAGCCUUGUGAGAACCUAGCUUUUUUGGGGGGGGGGGUACAUUUUUUCAUUUUGGUCUGGUCCUCUCUAUGUUGACUUUUGUGUUUGCCGAACACCUUUCAGCUCCAUCACUACAGCAAAGUCAGGUUGCCAUGGAAACUGAAUGUGGUGAGCGCAAGCUGGCGCCAAAACACUGGCAUCUGUGAAAGCUGUGAGGUGUGAAAGGCUCCCCUUCCAUUCGGACCUUUUAUUUCAAAUCUGCAGAUACCAUCAGUCUUUCCUCUGGUCUGGCGAUUUGAGAGGUAGACUAGUUGGUUCUUUUUGUUUGUUUGUGUCUUCCUGUUGACAGCCUUUUUGUUUGACCAGAGCUCAAAGUCUCCAUUUUGAAAAGGCCGUCAUUGCAGACAAAUAGGCAGAAAAAAAAAAGAAUAUUGUCUUUGGUUGUUGUAAUUCAGUGGGAUACAUUUUGUCAUCCAGUGACACUUGACAUCAUUAUCUAGGUAGCACCUGCCUGUGGAACAGAUAUGGCCCUGAUAUAGGCUGUGUUUGUUCCUGAGCUACGGUCCUAGCAAUGGUAUUGGAGACAUCAAGGCUGCAAGAUGGACAGAUACUAAAAAAGCAUAUUUCGCAAGCAGCCCUUUGUCUCCAUAGUGUUUUUUGUGAUGAAAAUAAAGAGUGCAGAGGAUUCAGGGACAGGUUUUUUUAUUUUUUAUUAUGCCAGCAGUUGCUUUGGUGUCUUCUAUUUUCUUUAGGAUCCCUGUCCUAUCCGCAUUUCAAAAUAUAUAGGUUCCUCUGGUGUACAUGUCUCGGUCUGUGAGACGUGAUAAACUCCACUGGUUGUGUUGUUGUUGUUGACCAGCAGGUAGACACCAAGCAAAACAUUAAAUGCACAUAAACCCAUAUACCACUGCUUUGUUGGGACCCAGGUCCAUGCUUUCCCAGAGUAGUCAGGUGCGACAUGCACACGACCACCAGCCUCGGUAUGCAGCCAACCCCCCCCCCCCCCCCUCCCCCCCUCCCCCCAUCACCACCACGACUUCCAGACAACAGGGCUUAUUGUUGUGAAGUGAGUCUGUGCAUCAUCUUCCCUGUUAUGGUCGUGAAAACUACAUGUAAAGUGAUUUUGUCUCUGAAAAGAACUGAUGAAUGAGACCGGAGAAUCCUCCUUCACAUUCUUUAACCUGUUCCCUGUUUGUGAUGUCAUCACAUUCUGUUUUUUUUUUUUUUGAAUUGUGUAAAUAAUAUACCAGUAAAUGUAUCAAUCUAUUGCAAAUGUAUAAAAAGAAUAAAUAACAUAAAUCCUGA
This is a messenger RNA of Clupea harengus (Atlantic herring), 4134 nucleotides long. RefSeq names its product ubiquitin-conjugating enzyme E2Z (gene ube2z). Gene Ontology annotation, cellular component: nucleus. The record is from RefSeq and is a predicted model, not a curated record. Lineage: Eukaryota; Metazoa; Chordata; Actinopteri; Clupeiformes; Clupeidae. Gene Ontology annotation, molecular function: cysteine-type endopeptidase inhibitor activity. Gene Ontology annotation, biological process: negative regulation of apoptotic process.